Messenger RNA from Procambarus clarkii (red swamp crayfish), 706 nucleotides. Its product is annotated as adhesive plaque matrix protein. The record is from RefSeq and is a predicted model, not a curated record. NCBI's taxonomy places the organism in Eukaryota, Metazoa, Arthropoda, Malacostraca, Decapoda, Cambaridae.
CUUCUGACCAGUACAGAGGAAACAUCUCCGAAGAUGGUGUCACCAAGUUUGUUUGUGGUGGUGGUGUUGGGUGUGGUGGCAGCGGUGGGGGCUGACCCCAGCUACCCCCAACCCGCCCCCUGUUACCCCAAGACCCAGUACGUCACCCAGUACCAGACGCAGGUCCAACAGGUUCCUGUGUAUACGACUGUGUACAAGACCCAGGUCGUCCCCACCACACACUACCAGACCCAGUACCAGACCCAGUACGUGACCAAGUACGAGACCCAGUACGUUCCCCAGUACGUCACCGAGACCGUCUACAAGACCCAAGUCCAGUACCAGACCCAGUACGUAACCAAAUACCAGACCCAGUACCAGACCCAAUACGUCACCAAGACCGAGUAUGUCCCCCAGUACAUCACUCAGACCCAAUACCAAACCCAGUACGUUACACAGACCCAGUACCAGACCGUGUACAAGACCGAAUACGUCCCCCAGUACGUCACCAAGACCGAGGUGCAGUACAAGACCCAGUACCAGACCCAAGUGGUCCCAGAGUACCACACGGUCACCAAGACCCAGCAGACCUACAAGACGGUCUGCCCCAAGCCCUCCUACGGCUACUGAAGACUCGGUCCGCCAGAGGGUCAAAUACCCGGUAGUGGAUUCCACUUUUCAUCGAAAUUACGGUUUUUGAAUUUUGUAAAUAAACAAUUUGAACAUU